AUGGCGUUUAAAAAUACUUUGGACGCAAUUGUUAUCGGACGGGAAGCCGGAGGUUUAUUGUCCGCACAUUAUCGUAUGGACGGUCACCCUCACGUGAAUUCCCUUCGGGAAGUUUUACUCGGCGAUAAACUAUUGUAUUUAGUAUUUCCGCCGUCGAAAGGUGGCGAUCUCCAUUCUCAUGUCAGGCUUAGGAAAAGGCUUCGGGAACCUGUUGCGCGAAAACUUUUUCGACAAAUGGUGAACACCGUUAAAGCUUGCCAUGAUAAAGGAAUUGUUCUUAGGGAUCUCAAACUUAGAAAAUUUGUUUUUAGUGAUACACAAAAGUAA
This is a messenger RNA of Pediculus humanus corporis (human body louse), 327 nucleotides long. RefSeq names its product ser/thr protein kinase-trb3, putative. The coding region runs from base 1 to 327 and encodes 108 amino acids. The transcript has 2 exons. The record is from RefSeq and is a predicted model, not a curated record. NCBI's taxonomy places the organism in Eukaryota, Metazoa, Arthropoda, Insecta, Psocodea, Pediculidae. Gene Ontology annotation, cellular component: nucleus. Gene Ontology annotation, biological process: positive regulation of proteasomal ubiquitin-dependent protein catabolic process; protein phosphorylation; regulation of MAP kinase activity. Gene Ontology annotation, molecular function: protein kinase activity; ATP binding; mitogen-activated protein kinase kinase binding.